AUGGACCAAAGGGCCGGGGGGAGAGAUGGAACAGUGGGCCGGGGGGAGAGAUGGAACAGUGGGCCGGGGAGAGAGAUGGACCAGUGGGCCGGGGCCGGGGGGAGAGAUGGACCAAAAGGCCGGGGGGAGAGAUGGAACAGUGGGUCGGGGGGAGAGAUGGACCAGUGGGCCGGGGCCGGGAGGAGAGAUGGACCAGUGGGCCAGGGGGAGAGAAGGACCAGUGGGCUGGGGCCAGGGGGGAGAGAUGGACCAGUGGGCUGGGGCCAGGGGGGAGAGAUGGACCAGUGGGCUGGGGCCGGGGGGGAGAGAUGGACCAGUGGGCUGGGGCCGGGGGGGAGAGAUGGACCAGUGGGCUGGGGCCGGGGGGGAGAGAUGGACCAGUGGGCUGGGGCCGGGGGGGAGAGAUGGACCAGUGGACCGGGGCCGGGGGAGAGAUGGACCAGUGGGCUGGGGCCGGGGGGAGAGAUGGACCAGUGGACCGGCCUGCAUUGCUCAACUUUCUAGCCCCCCAUAAUUUGGACCACUGUGCUGGCCCAGUCGAAUUCAUCACUGGGACCAUGUUCCCACCCAUCCAGGACAUCUACUUGAAACGGUGCCUGAGGAAGUACCGCAGCAUCAUCAAGGACCCCCCACACCCCCCCAGCCACGAGCUGUUCACUCCCUUACUGUCAGCCAGACGGUACCGGAGCAUGAGGUCUGAUACCAACAGGCUCAGAGACAGUUUCUAUCUACAAGCCAUCAGACUGUACCGGAGCAUGAGGUCUGAUACCAACAGGCUCAGAGACAGUUUCUAUCUACAAGCCAUCAGACUGUACCGGAGCAUGAGGUCUGAUACCAACAGACUCAGAGACAGCUUCUAUCCACAAGCCAUCAGACUGCUGAACACUUGAACUGGACUGACCACCUGCUCUGAUUCUCUGCACCUUAGCACACAUGCGCACACACACACACACACACACUCACACACACUCACACAGACACUCACACACGUCAUAACUGCUGCUACCAGACUCUUAUUAUGAUUGCUAAAUACUGCACAUUUUAAACACUUCCCCCAAAACAUGUAUAAAUAUUGGCCUAUAAAUGUUGUCUUCCUGGAUUAUACUGAUGCUAAAUGUCUAUUCUGUUCUACUGAUCCAUUUACUUUAUAUUGGUAUUCUUACCUUUUAUUAUGUAUUAUUGUUGUUGCAUUGUCCAGAAGGAACCUGCAAGUAAGCAUUUCAUUGGACGGUGUACACCAUGUGUAUCCUGUACGUACGACUAAUAAAACUUGAAACACACACGACAAGCCAAACAUGGUGAUUGUUUGUUUACCCGGCAGCGAGGGGAUCGUUAGUAAAGUUGUUUGUCCGUUCUGUCGUUAACAGAACCAUCGGUGAGGACCUCCAGGGAGCCCUGCUGACCUUUGCCCGCAACCUGUCCGUCAUCCAUCAGGAGAUAUCAGCCCCCAACAUGCAGGGAGAGACUAACUUUAAGGUACAUUCUCAAAAAGUAGUUACAGCCGAUGUGUGACAAUAUGAUAUUAGGGUCAUAUUAUAACUUGAUGAACAAUUUAUUAAUGGUUCAGGAAGUGCACUGAAAUUCCAAUUCUCUUCAAUGCUUUUCAAUAAGGAAAAUGUGGAAUUGGAAUUUGUUUUUACUUUCUGAACUGACUGGAAUUGCAAUUGAAUUGAACCCAACUCUGAGUUGUGAGUGAUAAAGCUAUAGACAAGACAGUGUGUUUGUUAGUGAACUGUAAAGCUUGUUUCCUUGUGUUACCUGCAGGACCUGAUUCGGGACAUAGAAAAGGUUUUGGGAAUGACAGUCCAGAAUAAAGCCCAGGUGACCAAGGAAGAAGAGAAGAAUGCUGCUGUCGCUGCCCGGACAAAACUGGAUCACUGA
This is a messenger RNA of Coregonus sp. 'balchen', 1881 nucleotides long. The record is from the annotation of a GenBank genome assembly. Lineage: Eukaryota; Metazoa; Chordata; Actinopteri; Salmoniformes; Salmonidae.